Ogataea parapolymorpha DL-1 is the source of this 1203-nucleotide messenger RNA. RefSeq lists its product as uncharacterized. The record is from RefSeq and is a predicted model, not a curated record. The transcript has a single exon. Bases 1 to 1203 code for a protein of 400 amino acids. Gene Ontology annotation, cellular component: fungal-type vacuole; plasma membrane. NCBI's taxonomy places the organism in Eukaryota, Fungi, Ascomycota, Pichiomycetes, Pichiales, Pichiaceae.
AUGACAACAGAACUAGCGUCUUAUUCCUCGGUAUACGUUUCAGCGGCUUCGGUCUUCGACUCGGCCACCUCGGUCCUGGCAACUGUCACAGCAAAGGUCAGUUCGAAGAGUUUGGCCAUUAUUGCUGAGCAGGCUAAAGCCACCAUGUCGUACUACUCGCUCGCACAGGCUGCGGCGACUAUCACGGACCCUGCAGCAGCUGCCAGUGCAUCUGCCGAGGCCGCGGUUGCUUCGGCAGUUAUGAAAGAACUGUUUGACCAUAAUUCUUUCUAUGGAGGACACGCCCCUUCUUUGGGUGGAAACAUUGCCCUACUAGUUGUGAUGAGUAUCUUUCUUGCCAUGCAGGUCGUCUAUGGGGCCAUCUACAGAAACUGGUGGUUCUUUACUUGCUUUAUCUGCGGUUUAAUUCUCGAGGUCCUAGGUUAUUGCGGGCGUAUUUGGUCCUCGCAAAACAUUAUGUCCUUUGAUGGUUAUGUUCUCCAACUAGUCUGUCUAACACUGGCUCCCUGUUUCAUCAUGGCCGGAAUAUAUUACACAAUUGGUGAGAUGACGAUUAUCAUGGGCCAAAUGUAUUCCUUGCUCAAGCCUAUGCAAUAUUCCCUAAUUUUUAUUAUGUGUGACAUAACUGCGCUUGUUGUGCAGGCUAUUGGCGGUGGGGUUGCUUCCAAUGCUCUGAGUUUGCUCGAAAGCACCCGUGGCGGUGCCGACAUCAUGGUUGGAGGCCUUGCCUUCCAAGUUUUUUCCAUCGCACUUUUCCAGUUCUUUUGGUACAUCUUUCUGUUCAGAUGCUAUAGAAGCUACAGAAAGCAUGGAGACGACAGUUUUGACCCCCAAUACGCUUCGGUCAGAAAGAGAAAAGUGUUUUUGGUCUACAUUGCUUUCAUUUCACUUGCAGUUAUUUUCGUGUUCAUUCGGUCAAUCUACCGUCUAAUUGAGCUUGCACAGGGCUUUGCCGGCCAUUUGGCGGUGACGGAGAUCUACUUUUUUAUUCUAGAGGCACUUAUGAUGGCUAUCGCUAUAUGCCUCAUGCUUAUUACAUACCCAGGUGCUGUUUACGGGCGCAACACUAAGAUUGAAGUCGACAAGAGCGCCAGGGGUCUAUUUGAGAGCACAUGGUGGUCCAACCGCUUGCAGAAGAAGGACCCUGUGGAGCCUGCAGAGCCGGUCAGAGACGAAAAAGAGAAAGCUGCAGAGCCGUUCUAA